This is a messenger RNA of Leptidea sinapis, 2945 nucleotides long. RefSeq names its product PHD finger protein 12. The record is from RefSeq and is a predicted model, not a curated record. Bases 122 to 2374 code for a protein of 750 amino acids. The transcript has 14 exons. Gene Ontology annotation, biological process: negative regulation of transcription by RNA polymerase II. Lineage: Eukaryota; Metazoa; Arthropoda; Insecta; Lepidoptera; Pieridae. Gene Ontology annotation, cellular component: Sin3-type complex; nucleus. Gene Ontology annotation, molecular function: protein binding; transcription corepressor activity.
UGUGGAGCUUACUCUUCUGUUAUUAUUUCUCUGAAAUCAAUAUUAGAUAUUAUUGUGAUUUGUAGUUAUUAACUCAUUGGCAUUUAAUUUACCGGUAGAUUAAUAUGAAAAUACUUUAAAUAUGUCGAACGUGUCUUAUGAUUUGGAUACAUCAGGGGGUUUAAUGCCCUUGAUCCGGGCAUUAAUAAAGCCACCUGACGAAGAAGUUACUACUCAGAAAACAAAGAAACCCCAGCAUCCUUAUUACAAACGACCAGGAAAGGGCCAUAACCGAGACUCUUGUGAUGCCUGUGGGGAAGGCGGUGAUUUAAUUUGCUGUGAUCGAUGUCCUGCUAGUUUUCAUCUUGGAUGCUAUGAUCCUCCUUUAGAUGAAUCAGAUAUACCUUCAGGGCUGUGGCUUUGCAAGCAAUGCUUAGCAAGUGAUGAAAGGGACAAACCAGUUAGCUCUCGCUCUAGCCGUGCCCAGUCACCUGCUGACAGCAGGAGUGAUGAUAAGAAGAAUAGAAGUCUCCGCAACAGUCGAGCCAGUUCUAAGAAAGGUAUAGACGAAACCGGAGAUGAAGAUGAUGUGAUGGAACAAGAGCCUCCUAAAAAGUUGACACCGAUGGAGAUGUUGGUGAAUGCAGCCAAGGCCAUGAAUCCCAAACAAUUUGAGCUGCCCAGAGAGAUGAGAAUACCUUGUUUAUUUCCUGGAACUGACAAAGAGGGCACAUCCGGGAAAGGCAACAACCCCUCUGUGAUAACAGUAGAUGCAUGGGGUUGCGUGCCAUUGCCAGCCAAGUUGUGCUAUGUGUGUCGUGGAACAUGCCGAAACGCUCCCUUGCUGCAGUGUGACUAUUGUCCGCUCACUUUCCACCAGGACUGUUUGGACCCACCAUUGACAGCUUUGCCGACUGGUCGCUGGAUGUGUCCAAAUCAUGUGGAAAAUUUCAUUGAUUGGAAGCUAGUUAAAUCCGCAUCAGCUACGGAGAGAGUUGCACUUUGGGACAAGUUCAGCAUGCCCGUCGACCAGCAAGCUAUUAAGAUCGACUUUAUUACACGGGCCAGACACCAAAAGUAUCGUGUGGGCAGAUCGCGGUCCCGGUGGGGUCGCGUGGUUGUCCCUCGCUCGGUUCAGCUUCACUACCGUAAACCUCCGCCGCUGCAGCCGUCGCGUCGCGAACACGUGCGCUGCAGGAACGUUGCCAACAAUGGAGCUGAGGACAGCAAAACAGAAGAGGAAGAGUCAUCAGAGCAGAAGCACAAGAUAUGCGUUAAUCUGGAGUGUCCUAUGAACACUUAUGGGAACUGUCCUCUAGAGAAACCAGUGCUGGUGGGAGCCAGCAAGCAGGAUGCCGACAAUGAUCUGAACACUAUUGGCGAAGGUGAUCAAAAGGAGUUGAAAUCCGAAGAAAAGUCGUUUGAGACGGAAGAUGCCGAAAUGCUGCGUGUUAAACAUCGCAAGGCUAAGAAGGAGGCGAAGGUGGGGGAGAAGCUGCGCCUCAAGUCGGAUGUGGGAGUGGAAGCGUUGCUUGACGUCGUGGAGAAGAAGUUGGAUAAACUUGACGAAAGAUUGAUCAAGGUUUUGGCCUGGCAGAGGCUUAACGAGGUGGCGGCCGGCGAGCGAAUGGUAGGUGGGUGGGCGCACACCGCCGAUUGUAACGAGAUAUCGCAGUCAGUGCGGGCGUCCGUCGCCGCGGCCGGCCUGCGGGGCGGCGCGCGCCCGUCGUCGCUGCUGGCGCGCGAGGACCGCGAGCGGAUCGCGGCGCUCGUGUGGGGCGCGCCCGACACCACGCCGCACGAGGCGCCCGCACUCGCGCCCGCACUCGCGCCCGCCUCCGCCGCCUUCACCGCGCUCUACAGCUCACACGCGACCACGCAGACUGGAAAAAGUGAAGUGAUAGUGGGUGAUAGCGUGGCGAUGCGAGCGUCAUCGCUAGUGAUUGGUCGCUCGUCGAGCAGUGGCUUGGUAUUGGACGCGCGGUGUCGCCGGGUCACCGACAAACACGCCGUCGUGUUCCGAGACGAGGUAACAAAUCACUUCGAGCUGAUCAACUAUUCGGAGUACGGGACGCGGAUUAACGGCGUGCUGUACGCGUUCGACCUGUCGAAACACGACACGAAGGACACGCGCGACCGACCGGACGCUCUGCGACAUGUCCUCAGCAAGGACAAGCCUAAGUUCAAGAUAACCGACUCGUUGACUCAACCAAUGAAUGAACAGCAAUUUUGCAAGUGUCCCGAGAAGCCGCCGCCUUGUGAUGCUGCGUGGGAGGGCUCCGCCCUGCUGGUGCACGGGGCUCUGGUCGAGUUCGGCUGCCUCAAGUAUAUAUUCAGUGUUACAGACGUGAAAUCAUUCCCAUAUGAGAGCCCAAAUGAAGAACCCGCUUUCUAAAAUGUAGACCAUUUUGUUUCGUAUCACUGACCUGUAUAAAUACCACUGGACAGGCUGUUCCAUAUGUUUGACACCAAUUUUUUUUGUGCCUAGUUGAAGCGCCACUCGCGAGCGUCCAGAGAACUAAUUUUGACGAAUACAAAUGGCUGCGGGAGAAGCGUACAGUACUCUGAAGUGUUUUUGCAGUUUGGAUUAAUUUCGUUCGUUUUUCGUGUUAUUUAUACUUCAAGAAUUCACGUAUUAAAGUAAGCAUUUUUUUUUUGUAAAUAGUUCCCCACCAUCUAUCGAUGUUUGCUGAGGUUGUCAUCACUAGUUUAAGUACCGCAGACUCUUGCAGUGCCGUAUCGUUCAAUUUUUUUUUUUUUCAAAAUUUUAUUUGUAUAAUUAUUUUGUUGUUUCUUAGUAUUUUUUGUCACUUGGGACUAAAAAUAUACAAACUUAAUUUUUAUAUCAACUCGUAAGUUGAAGAAAACUAUGAUUUAUCCAGUCAUCAAAUAAUGGUUAAUAGAUGUAUACUUUUUUUUAACCUAUUUAUGUCACGUCAUGCUGUUUGUUUUCCUAAUAAAAUAAA